AUGCCUCAACACACUGUCUACCGGUUUCCCACCAGAAACGCCUUCGAGGACCUUGUUUGCUACCAAGAGGAUAUUCCAAGACCUCUCAACCACGAAGUCCUCAUCAAAGUUCGUGCUGUGGCUCUCAACUCAAGAGAUUGUCAAAUUGCUACCUCGACUUAUCCCUUUACGAUCAAAGACAAUGUCGUUCCAGGGUCCGACGCUGCCGGUGACAUCGUGGAAGUGGGUGACUCGGUGACGGGAUUUGCGAAAGACGACCGAGUUGUUGUAUGCUUUGAUCAAACCAGGCUAUAUGGACCGUCGACGCAUCCCGUUGCCGGUCAAUCUGGUGGUGGUGUGGAUGGCGUGAUGGCUCAAUAUAUCACCCGCCCAGCAUCUGCGGUCGUCAAAGUCCCACCCGAAGCUCCUCAGACAUAUAGUGAGCUUGCUACACUUGUGUGUACCGGAGUUACAUCUUGGAAUGCCCUCUAUGGAAACAAGCCCUUGGUCCCAGGUCAGGUGGUCCUGGUUCAAGGUACUGGUGGUACCUCCAUGACUGCACUAGUUCUGGCCAAGGCAGCUGGAGCUACCACCAUUGUUACUUCUUCCAGCGAUGAAAAAUUGAAAUUCGUUAAAGAAAAGUAUAACCCUGACUGGUGCAUCAACUAUUCCAAGACUCCCGACUGGGGUGCCGAAGCCAUGAGGCUUACUGGAGGCAAAGGUGUCGACCAUAUCAUUGAGAUUGGCGGUGCUGGAACUAUUAAAGAAAGUCUGGCUGCAGUCGCCCGUGGGGGUAUUAUCAGCAUCAUCGGCUAUCUUGCCAAAGUCGACCCUAAGUCAACGGCAGAUAUACUGAUUCUUGCUCUUGGCAAGGAAGCUGUUUUGCGUGGCCUUAUUGUUGGUCCCAAGUGUAUGCUGGAGGAUUUAGUGGCUUUUACAUCAAGAAGGCAACUGAGGUUCCACAUUGAGAAGGAGUAUGGGUUCACCCGGGAUGAAGUUUUGGCUGCCUAUCACGCGGUCGCUUCUGGGAAGAAUAUUGGGAAAAUUUGCAUUGUGGUCGAGUGA
Molecule: messenger RNA, 1044 nt
Organism: Penicillium cataractarum
Lineage: Eukaryota; Fungi; Ascomycota; Eurotiomycetes; Eurotiales; Aspergillaceae
Product: zinc-dependent alcohol dehydrogenase family protein
Exons: 2
Coding region: 1-1044 (347 amino acids)
Molecular function (GO): oxidoreductase activity
Source: RefSeq, a predicted model, not a curated record